This is a messenger RNA of Odontomachus brunneus, 2704 nucleotides long. Its product is annotated as frizzled-4. Gene Ontology annotation, molecular function: Wnt receptor activity; Wnt-protein binding. Gene Ontology annotation, cellular component: plasma membrane. NCBI's taxonomy places the organism in Eukaryota, Metazoa, Arthropoda, Insecta, Hymenoptera, Formicidae. The coding region runs from base 138 to 2057 and encodes 639 amino acids. The transcript has 6 exons. Gene Ontology annotation, biological process: non-canonical Wnt signaling pathway; canonical Wnt signaling pathway. The record is from RefSeq and is a predicted model, not a curated record.
UCGAGUUGAAGUCCCGCAUAAUGCGCGAUCGAUAUCUCGAUGAUACAUCGACUGAUCGAUCGACCUGCCGGAAUAUACAGUACAAAUUACGAAGAUAGAGCGAUAGGGAUUUUGUAAAAGUUUUUCAUGCGGAAAAUAUGUAUUGGAUUUUGUUAGUUUUGAUGUUGGUGCGUACGAUAUGGUGCGCUCAUGGUGCCUGCGAGCCAAUCAGAAUCGAAAUGUGCCGCGGUCUCGGCUACAAUGUCACCGCUAUGCCGAAUCUGGUUGGCCACGAAAUCCAGGGCGACGCUGAUUUUACCCUGCAGACGUUCAGUCCACUCAUUCAGUACGGAUGCAGUGCACAAUUACAUCUAUUUCUGUGCUCGGUGUAUGCACCAAUGUGCACUGACAAAGUCACUUCACCCAUUGGACCCUGUAGAGGUCUAUGCGAGCAAGUAAGAGCUCGAUGCUAUCCAGUUCUUCAAGGAUUUGGUUUUCCUUGGCCAGCUGCAUUGAAUUGUUCCAAAUUUCCACCAGAAAACAAUCACCAUCACAUGUGCAUGGAGGGACCUGGUGAACCUGGGCCAGUUAAUCCUAUUCAAACGGUGGGCGGCAGCAACGGACCUUGGGGCUGUUCCUGGUACGCCAAGUCCGGGUUAUAUAUCUUCCUGAAUCGUUCCGGAAGAUGUGCCGCCGCUUGCGACGCUGAUAUUCUAUGGUCCAAAAAGGACAAGAAACUCACAGAGGCCUGGGUGACUGUAUUCACCACAGCAUGCCUCGCCUCCGUCGCAGUCGCUAUUCUGAUUCUUCUGAAGCCGCGCAAACAACCGGUAUUAACCACUACCGCAGAACGUGCAAUAAUCUUCUUGACAAUUUGCCAUGCGGCAGUCGCGAUCGGUUACGUGAUUCGAUUAGCGGCUGGUCGUGUGAACGUCGCCUGUACAUCCGCGAUUCCGCUGCAUCCACAGGAUCAAGUAGCCUUAGCCCAGCAGCAACAACAACAGUACCUAACGCAAGAUGGUCUAGCUAAUCCUUACUGCGCUGUCGUGUUUCUGCUACUCUAUUAUUUCGGAAAUGCUGCGAUUGUCUGGUGGGUCGUGAUAUGCGCGUGGUGGUGCAUAAUGGCCAGAAAAUGGACGAGGACGGCCAGCAACUGCAAGGAGGAUGGUUUCGGACCGCAACAGGGAUUCUCAACCAUCGCCGCGGUUGCGGCUUGGGGUCUGCCAGCCGCGCAUACUAUCGCCGUCCUGGUCACGAGGGACGUCGACGCUGACGAGUUGACCGCUAGUUGCUUCGUCGGUCAGCAGAACACGCAUUCUCUGCUCAUGUUAGUAUUGGCGCCUCAAUUCGUCUACUUAAUGUUCGGCACGAUGUUUCUGUUGGUCGGUCUGGCGUCGUUGAUGUUACCGCGACGUCCAGCAGUGACGCCCACCACAACAUCAACGUCGUCAUCGUCCUCUUCAUCGUCGGCAGCGGCGGCUCUAACCGCGUUAGCGGCGUCUCACGCGAACCCGUUGAUGCGUACGCACCAGCGCGAGAUGUCCGGCAAAUCGUCCCCGGCGGAGAUCCACCGGCGUCAGAAGCAGCUAUUGACGCGUGUCGGCAUAUUCGUCUGGCUCUACGCCGUCCUGAUGAUCUGCCUGGCCAGCACGAGUUUUUACGAAUGGUGGGGAAGGGAGACGUGGCUGCGAGCGCCAGAACCGUCGACGACGCCACGCGUACCCUCCCGGCCUUUGCUGCAGGUUUUCGUGCUGCGAUUAGUGGUGACUCUCAGUGCCGGCGUCAUGACUGCCGCGUGGAUCUGGUGGCCCGAGGCGGCGAGUAUGUGCCGCAGGAUAUCGCACUGUAAACAACCGCCGCGCAAGUGCCAUCCAGUGCCGGUUAUGCAUUGUUACAGCGCUGGAACUGCCGCCAGUCCCGUGCCGCAUCAGAUUCAUCAUCUGACUCAUCUGACGCCGCCGCAGCAGCAUCCUUUGCUGCAUCAGCACGCCAUCACAAAUCCGCAGAUACCACACAGAAAUUAUAAGAAGCAUCGAAAGCAUCGAAAACAUCAUUCGGGCAGCGAGACGCAAGUCUGAGCGAACGAUGCGCGCGUCAACGUAUACCUCAUGGUUUACGUAACUCCUCGCUAUUCGAGUGCCUUAAACGUUAUCAUUUUAUUAAGGUCCUUUUACAAUGGCCGUAACGAUAUAACUGUAAGUCCGUAAGAGGCGAUUGUAAAAACCUGUUUUUGAUGUAGCAAGACGUAAUGUAAAUUGUAAGUUGAAUUGUUUUCAUUUCUUACGCUUUGCGGUCGACCAAUCAAGACAGCAUAAGAUUGCGCAUACAAUAGAUACUUUAUCCUGAUUGGUCCAUCUUACAUUUUAUAGCAAACUAUUGUAGAUAGCAUUGUUUUAAGAAUAUUAAAUUAUAUGACUAUAAAUUAAAUGCUAUAUAUGCUAAACUUAUAUAGCUAUAUUGUUACUGUUAUUGUUGAAGGACCUUUACGCUCUACGAUAUGGCACGACAAACGAUACGAACGUAUUGUCGUAUAUAUCCUUUGGUUUGCGUCAAUAUGCGCGCGAGAGUUAAAGUCAUCCGAUAUAAUCUAAGUUAUUUAGCAUUCUUAUCACAUCGUUCAUUCGAUAAUCCUUUUUCUCAAAUGUUCUCAAUUUCUUCCCAUUCUACGGUAGCUGUUAUGAUACAUAAAUUUAAUAGAAGUUCCUCUCUUCAAUGGAAGACAGAA